Molecule: messenger RNA, 315 nt
Organism: Symbiodinium sp. CCMP2592
Lineage: Eukaryota; Dinophyceae; Suessiales; Symbiodiniaceae
Source: the annotation of a GenBank genome assembly
AUGGCGCGUGCACGGGAUCCGCACGAUCCCUGCGGCGAGAGCUCGCCAUUCUGUGUCGUUUUGGGGGCCCAAUGGGGCGAUGAGGGCAAAGGCAAGCUUGUGGACAUCUUGGCGCAGGAUGUUCAGUUAUGUGCUCGUUUCAACGGUGGCGCAAACGCUGGCCACACGUUGAUUGUUGAUGGAAAGAAGUAUGCUUUCCAUCUAUUGCCAUGUGGUAUGAUCAACAAGGCAUGUAAAAAUCUGAUUGGGAACGGUGUGGUUGUGUCCCAGCCUCGGCACAACAGUCGCGAUGAUGUCGCGCUCAGCAGACGGUAG